UUCAUUUUCUCUCACUACAUCUCUCUCACUCAUACCCUACGUCACUUUCUCUCUCUUCGCCGUCAACCUCACCGCCACCGUCACUCACCAUACACACAUGGCAGACACUCAGAGAAACAGAAACCGUCCCGCCGCCGUCGGUCACCGGCAGCCAAACCGAUUGCAAAGCCGUGCUCCGUCAUCACUCCAGAUCAACCGCAACGUCGAUUGGAACGUCGCGAUUCCCCUUCUGUCGCCGGUGGAUUCGUCACCGCUGCCUCAACAACUGCCGUUAGCAGCCAAAAGAGAAGAGCUCAAACCGAAUCAGCAGCAGCAGAGACGGCAGAUCGCGGAGACGGAAAAGAUGGUUUUCAAAAAGUGGCAGCACCCUGCCGCUCCGUUUUGCUACGAGGCUACUUCGGUGGUUCCUCCAUUUUGUUAAUUUAACAUGUAAACUUUGAAAAGAAGGAAAACUUAAAUGUAAUUUAACACUGUUUUUUUUAUUACUGUACACAUACUUGAUAUUUGACAUAAUUUCAAUUUCGUAGUCAUAAUUAUUAAAUAAGACUUUUUUUUUCUUG
Messenger RNA from Vicia villosa (hairy vetch), 560 nucleotides. RefSeq lists its product as uncharacterized. The record is from RefSeq and is a predicted model, not a curated record. Gene Ontology annotation, cellular component: nucleus; cytoplasm. The transcript has a single exon. Bases 98 to 421 code for a protein of 107 amino acids. Lineage: Eukaryota; Viridiplantae; Streptophyta; Magnoliopsida; Fabales; Fabaceae.